AAAUCGAAGAGAAAGAGAGAGAGAGAGAGAGAGAGAGGGCGGCGGAGAAGAAGAAGAUGAACACCGAUAUCACGGCGGCGGAGAAGCCGGAGUAUCCGGUGAUUGAUCGGAACCCUCCCUUCACCAAGACCGUGGCCAACUUCAGCACCCUCGACUACCUCCGCCUCUUCACCAUCACCGGUGUCUCAGUCACCGUCGGCUACCUCUCUGGUAUCAAGCCUAACAUCCGGGGACCGUCCAUGGUCACCGGUGGCCUCAUCGGCGUCAUGGGAGGGUUUAUGUAUGCCUACCAGAACUCCGCUGGAAGGCUCAUGGGUUUCUUUCCUAAUGAUGAGGAGGUGAAGCGUUACAAGAAGUAGGGAGAGGGAGUGUGGCUUUUAUGGUGAAUAAUCAGACUUUUUUGGCUGAAUUUUUCUAUUUGAGCUUUAUACUUGAUUAAAUUUAGAUGUUUGGAAUGUCUCUUGUGGUGCUUUGUGAAUGAUUUUAUUGGCAUCAUUUUACUUUUUCUUGAACAAAUUUGGAUGAACUUUAGCUUGUCUUGCCUCUGAAUGUUACCAAUAAUCAAAAUUGGGGGUUUUCAAUGAUGGGAACUAA
Molecule: messenger RNA, 594 nt
Organism: Dioscorea cayenensis subsp. rotundata (Guinea yam)
Lineage: Eukaryota; Viridiplantae; Streptophyta; Magnoliopsida; Dioscoreales; Dioscoreaceae
Exons: 2
Coding region: 57-359 (100 amino acids)
Source: RefSeq, a predicted model, not a curated record